UUGCCUCUUACACCUUCCCCGCCCAGUUCUCCUCUGGCCAACCUGCGUUUUUUUAUGAUAUGACAUCAAACCACAAUGCAUUGCACUGUUUGUAGUUUACCCAAGGUCUCCAUGGCGAUAAAAACCGGUUCGGCCCCCUUAUUCAAAUUGAACCGGAAACCAAGAUCAUUUUGGGCCAAUCUCUGCGCUCUGGAGUGACAUAAUGGAAUUUUUGGGGGUAGAACGCAAGCAAGGUCUGGCGCUGCGCAUAGCAGACGUGCCAUCGGGAAAAGACAAUGUCAUAGGCGCGCAGAGGAGACACAUCAGGAGGCGCACCACCUGAAGUUCUGGGCUGACAUAGAGACUGCGCACACAAAGGACACGGAGAAAGUGUCCCGAUCGACAUUUUCCCCCCUCCUGUCUGUAUUGAAACCACUCGUACCUCAUGUGAGGGUGUAGAAUGGAAACAACUCUCUACCCGGUCCCCGUGGUGAACAGCAUCUAGAGCACGAUGAUGAAGAAGGAGAUCAGCCUGAACCAGGAGGAUCAGAACUCAGAACUGAAGCCGAACCCGCUCCGGGACACGGGUGGAAUUAUAAACUCGCAGGAUUUGGGACUCCUAAAACUAGCCUCUCCGGACCUGGAGCGUCUUAUUAUCCAGUCUCACCCGAACUCUCAGUUCAUGUUUCCGAAGUCGGCCAGUGAGGAGCAAGAAUUCGCGGAAGGCUUUGUCAAGGCGCUUGAGGACCUUCACAAGCAGAACCAGCUGAGCGACGCAGGGUGUGUGUCCGUGGACCGGCUGGAGCUCCUCGGAUCCCCCAGCACCGCCGGAUCCACGGGGCUCCAGCCGUCGGACCUCCCCGUCUACACCACCCUGAACGGCUACGCCGCUGCUCCGCUGGGCGCCGCCGCCAUUAACUACUCCACGGACACCAUCUCCUUCCCGCCACCGCCUACCCACGCGGCCAGCGCGCAGCAGCAGGCGGCCGCCGCGGCGGCGCUGUCACGGCUCCAGCAGUCCGUCAGCGCGAUGAAGGACGAGCCGCAGACAGUCCCGGACAUGCAGAGCUGCGGGGACAGCCCUCCACUGUCUCCCAUCGACAUGGACAACCAGGAGCGCAUCAAGGCGGAGCGGAAAAAGCUGCGGAACCGGAUAGCCGCCUCGAAGUGUCGCAAGAGGAAGCUGGAGAGGAUCUCCCGGCUGGAGGAGAAGGUCAAAACCCUGAAGACGCAGAACACCGAGCUGGCCUCCACUGCCAGUGUGCUAAGGGAGCAAGUGGCCCAGCUGAAGCAGAAGGUGAUGAGCCAUGUCAGCAGCGGAUGCCAGCUUUUACCAAACCAGGUGCAGGCAUACUGACGCUUUCCUACGGGGAGCUGGAUGCUCUCCUAUAAUAAUCAACAUUAAAUUCCUGUAACUACGGAUCUUACCACAGACUUAAGGUGAGGCCGUUAUUGCGCAUGCCCACAGAUCUUGACAAACCAAACUUGCACAGCGACCGACAUGAACUAUCACCUGGAAACGAAGCAGGUGUGGAUCCCAGACUGCCUGGAUUCAACAGGAACCGACUGUUUACCAAGCCUUGUAGCUGUCCGCCUCUGUCCGCUGCACCGGAGCGGAACAAACAGAGCCCAGGGUCUCACCAAGUGCUCUCAUCUACAAUGUAAUAGAAUAUCUUACCUGUUUACAAGCACUUAAUAAUAAUAACUAUAUUUUAUUUACUGAAACAUUUAGUCUUAUUUCCGCCUUCUUUACUUGGUGAAAAGAAGCCCUAUCUUGUCUUGUUGAAUAUGUUGUCAGUAAUCAUUGUAGGGUUUGCUGCUCAGCUCUUCAGUCGCCAUACUUUUAUGAAUGUAUGAAUGUGUAUGAACUGAGAACGUCUGUAUACAUGUGUACUGGACCAGCGUCCUUCUGACAUCUAUUAAAUUCACUACAUUAUUUAA
Molecule: messenger RNA, 1920 nt
Organism: Xiphophorus hellerii (green swordtail)
Lineage: Eukaryota; Metazoa; Chordata; Actinopteri; Cyprinodontiformes; Poeciliidae
Product: transcription factor jun-D-like
Exons: 1
Coding region: 491-1336 (281 amino acids)
Biological process (GO): regulation of cell population proliferation; regulation of transcription by RNA polymerase II; regulation of cell cycle
Cellular component (GO): transcription regulator complex
Molecular function (GO): RNA polymerase II cis-regulatory region sequence-specific DNA binding; transcription factor binding; DNA-binding transcription factor activity, RNA polymerase II-specific
Source: RefSeq, a predicted model, not a curated record